AUGUCUGGAUACGAAUUUUUCACCUCAGGUGCACCAAAGCAAACUCAAGAAUCAACAUGGAAUUUUCAAUUUCGAAAGUUAUUUACAAUCAAAACCUUAAAGGAUUUCGAAGUAGAAAAAGAAACUUCGGGUUUUAAAAGAACUUUGAGUGCAUUUGACUUGAUAAUGAUUGGCUUGGGUGGUAUUAUUGGCACCGGAAUAUUAGUUAUCACAGGACAAGCAGCGGCUACAAAAGCGGGGCCAGCUGUGGUAAUUUCAUUUAUAAUUUCUGGAAUUGCUGCUAGUUUUGCGGCAUUAAGCUACUCGGAAUUGUCAUCAAUGAUUCCGAUAUCCGGGUCCGCCUACACGUUUGUUUACGCAACGCUAGGUGAACUUGCUGCUUGGAUUAUUGGCUGGGAUUUAAUUUUAGAGUACGCAGUCGGCGCUUCAACUAUUGCUGUUGGAUGGUCAGGAUAUCUCGUUCAUUUCUUUGAGAAUACAUUUAAUGUACACUUUUCACCAUCAUGGACGAGCGCACCACUACUUUUUGAUCAUCAAACGGGCUAUCUGGAACGAAUACCUGGUGCUUAUAUCAAUUUACCAGCACUUUUAUUAAUUAUUUCUAUUACGAUUAUAUUAACUUUGGGAAUCAAAGAGUCCGCUACUGUCAACAACAUAAUCGUGGGGAUCAAAACUUUUGUGAUAGUAUUAUUUGUUAUAGUAGCUUCAACAAAGAUCAACCCAAAGAACUAUGACCCUUUUAUCCCUCCAAAUGAAGGAUCCUUUGAAAAGUUUGGUGUAACUGGAAUUUUAUCAGCGUCAAGCGUUGUAUUUUUUGCUUAUAUUGGGUUCGAUUCUAUCUCCACUACUGCUCAGGAAGCUAAAAAUCCUCAAAGGAAUUUACCAAUCGGAAUCAUUAGUAGUUUAAUCAUUUGUACGAUCUUGUAUGUGGCGGUAUGUGUUACGUUAACAGGAGUUGUUCCAUAUACGGAGUUGGAUAGUCCAGCACCAGUUGCAGUCGCGAUUAACGCAAUGGGAAUGAAAUGGCUAGGUACGAUUGUAGAUUUUGGUGCUCUCGUUGGAUUGAUAUCUGGUGUUCUCGUUCUUCUCGUGGGACAACCACGUAUUUUUUAUUCAAUGGCAAAGGAUGGAUUGCUCUUUCCAGCAAUAGCAAAACUUCAUCCAAAGUUUAAAACGCCAUACAUUUCAACCAUCAUUACUGGAGCAAUCUGUUCAACGAUAGCAUCCUUGCUUCCAAUAGGCAUGUUGGCAGAAUUAACAUCAGUUGGCACUUUGUUGGCAUUCUUUUUAGUGAAUGUCGGUGUGAUGUUAUUAAGAAUUACGGCUCCUAACGCACCAAGGAAGUUUAAGGUCCCCGGGGGACCUUAUGUAAUUCCUAUCAUUGGAGCUUUAUUAGAUUUAUUAUUGCUGUAUACUGCUACACCUGCUAGCUUGGAAAGAUUAUUUAUUUGGAUGGCAAUUGGUUUAUUAGUUUAUUUCUUUUAUGGCAGAUUUCAUUCGGUUGCCAAUCAUAGUAAUCAUUAUAUGAAAAAUAAAGAAUUAAAUGAAGGGGGAUAA
Funneliformis mosseae is the source of this 1557-nucleotide messenger RNA. Lineage: Eukaryota; Fungi; Glomeromycota; Glomeromycetes; Glomerales; Glomeraceae. The record is from the annotation of a GenBank genome assembly.